Notodromas monacha is the source of this 2095-nucleotide messenger RNA. The record is from the annotation of a GenBank genome assembly. Lineage: Eukaryota; Metazoa; Arthropoda; Ostracoda; Podocopida; Cyprididae.
AUGAGAUUGUGGAAGUUGUCCUCAAAGAAUUUUAAAAACCAGGUAGAAGUGAGAAUCAUUUGGAAUUAUAAAUUCUUAACCUGUGUUGAUUCGUUGGAAGUGACUUUCUCUUUGCACAGUGCUUGCGAGGCCUGCUUCAUGUCUUGCAUCAAUUCAAGUUAUGAGAUACCUGACUCUCCGUAGCAAUUGCCGGCCGGCUGUUUCUGCCGCGAGGAUUUCGGAUAUCGGCGUUUGGUCUUGUGGAGUGGUGUUCGUGAGAAUGAUGUGAUUUUAGAAGUAUUUCUUACCUGUAGUUUCUUACUUAGCGACGUCAAUCUGAUCAUUGAAGUGUAGGAAUGCCACCCGCGCUCGACGGUGACGAAAACGACAGUGGUGCGAAACUUAUUUUUUCUAAUGGUUCCUCUCGAGGAGAGGAUGACGAAGAUCUGUCAGCAAACGAGAAGAUGAGCUCGAAAAGCAGUACAACUUCGGCAAUGCCUGAAAGUGUGAGCCACUCUUCGGUAGGCGAGCUAAUUGAUGCUCGUAAUGUCCGAAGAGCUCCCCAUCGGCAUUUAUCUCCUAGUCCGUCAGGACGCAAUAGGCAGCGGACUUCGUCCAUGUCGCAGCUUUCUGGGUCUACUCGAACAGCAGCUCCAGAACCUCUGAUACGAGCAUUAAACCGUACUAUCUAUACUGCUGGCCGGCCUCCUUGGUAUGAUUCUGAUGGACAGUUGGCAGAGCCGUGUUUCAUAGGGAUUUGUGGAGGUUCCGCCUCCGGAAAAACGACGGUAGCGAAGGCUAUCAUCGAAGCUUUACAUGUCCCCUGGGUUACCCUGCUUAGCAUGGACUCAUUUUACAAGAUUCUGACUCCCGAGCAGAGCGCCAAGGCGAACAACAAUGAAUACAACUUUGAUCAUCCCGAUGCUUUCGAUUUUGAUUUGCUUUGUGAUACCCUCAUCAAGCUGAAGGAAGGCAAGAAGGUUGAGGUUCCAAUUUAUAAUUUUCUUACGCACUCCCGCGAGGAAAAGACCAAAACUAUGUACGGCGCAAAUGUAGUUAUUUUUGAAGGAAUCAUGUCGUUUCAUCAUCCAGGAGUUCUGCGUCUGCUGGAUGUGAAGGUAUUUGUGGAUACGGAUUCGGAUAUCCGAUUGGCGAGACGCCUGGAAAGGGAUAUUGCUCAGCGUGGGCGGGAUUUGCAAGGCGUUUUGUCGCAAUACGAACGCUUUGUCAAACCGGCGUAUGACUUUUACAUUGCACCCUUGAAAUCGCAUGCAGACAUCGUUGUUCCUCGCGGUGGCGAGAACGAAGUUGCCAUCAACGUAACCGUCGAAACGGCCAUCGGGAUACCGUACAAAGGUAAAGCAAUGGCUACGGAAAACAUCUGCGGAGUUUCCAUCGUCAGGGCUGGCGAAACAAUGGAGCAGGCCUUGACUGAUGUCCUAAAGGAUGUACGGAUCGGAAAGAUCUUGAUUCAGACGAAUCUGGAAACUGGCGAAGCUGAGCUUUAUUACUUGCGGUUGCCCGAUGAUAUAAAAGAUUAUCACAUCAUGGUGAUGGAUGCCACAGUGGCGACAGGAGCUGCUGCGAUGAUGGCGAUUCGAAUUUUGCUGGAUCACGAUGUUCCCGAGGAGAACAUACUACUUCUUUCGCUGUUGAUGGCAAAAAUUGGUGUGCAAACAAUCGCCUAUGCCUUCCCGAGGGUAAAAAUUUUGACAACUGCCAUUGACGACAAAGUAAACGAUCAAUUCUAUGUGGAACCUGGAAUCGGAAAUUUUGGAGACCGGUAUUAUGGCACUGAACCUGGGCCAGCUCUUGAAGACUGAUUUUUUUUUUUAAGAUCGUUUCAUCUUUGUUUUCAUAGUAUUUCUGUGAGCUGUGCAACAAAGUUCUUCCGCGCUUCAACUCGUUUUCAUGGAUCAUUCCUCUUUUCUGUUGUUCCGUGCGAAGGUAUAUUCUUCUUCUGCGUUUCUUUUGGGAGAUAUAACCGGGGAUCAAGUAUUGACGAUUGGUUAUGGAAGCUGUAUUUUUGAAUUGCUUCACCUUGGACGUUUCCUGAUGCUCGGUUGCGUGUUGUUGGUGUUCCUGAAGUCAAAAAAUAUAUACUGUGUGAUGUUCA